Molecule: messenger RNA, 378 nt
Organism: Brassica oleracea var. oleracea
Lineage: Eukaryota; Viridiplantae; Streptophyta; Magnoliopsida; Brassicales; Brassicaceae
Product: glutathione S-transferase T2-like
Exons: 2
Coding region: 1-378 (125 amino acids)
Source: RefSeq, a predicted model, not a curated record
AUGGAUCGAAGCAUCUUCUUCAACGACUACACGGGCAAGUUCACACUUGAACAUGCGUGGAGGGAGCUGCGGUUCGAUCAAAAGUGGAGGUCAACUUAUUUAACAACAGAUGGUGCAAAGGAGAAAAGGAAGGAAGCUACAGAGACGGUGCCUGACUCGGAAGAAGAGGUUAGACCACCUGGUGUUAAGGCUUGCAAAGCAGCCGCCAAACGCAAGAAGCAUGGGAAUGAAGCAGCGUAUGAUCGACUACAAACCAUUCUAGACAUGAAACAGAACAUAUCCAAACAGAAACUACUAGAUCGUCUCCUCUCAAAAAAAGAUACUCUAACUGAUAGUGAGGUGUCUCUCAAGGACAAACUCGUAGCUGAGAUGCUUUGA